This is a messenger RNA of Cydia strobilella, 3180 nucleotides long. RefSeq names its product TRPL translocation defect protein 14 (gene Ttd14). Lineage: Eukaryota; Metazoa; Arthropoda; Insecta; Lepidoptera; Tortricidae. The record is from RefSeq and is a predicted model, not a curated record. Bases 146 to 1606 code for a protein of 486 amino acids. The transcript is spliced from 9 exons. Gene Ontology annotation, biological process: photoreceptor cell maintenance. Gene Ontology annotation, molecular function: GTP binding; phosphatidic acid binding; phosphatidylinositol binding.
AAUCUCAUUCAUUUUAUUUUCGCACGCCUGACAGGCGCUGCGUGUCGUACUGUGAUGGCUUUUAACACUUUUGUAAAUUCAAUAUUUUUAUGAUAUUUAUGUGUUUAGUAACAAUAGUCCUGUAAUUAAAUUUAAAUCCAUAUUAAUGUGCUUACAUAAAAUGGCGAACCAGACGCAGAAAAUCGUCUAUAAGCUGGUACUUACUGGAGGACCCUGUGGCGGCAAAACUACCGGACAGUCUCGUCUAUGUACGUUCUUCGAGAACUUGGGAUGGAAGGUGUUCCGGGUGCCGGAAACGGCUACCGUCCUCCUCAGUGGAGGGGUGAAGUUUGCAGAUCUCACGCCAGAUGAAGCGACAAAAUUCCAAGAGAACCUACUGAAGACCAUGAUUCAGAUCGAGAACACAUUCUUCGAGCUGGGCAGGACGUGUCAGCGGAAUUGUCUGAUCAUCUGCGAUAGGGGAGCUAUGGACGCGAGUGCAUUUAUAUCAAAGGAGAAAUGGGAGGCGAUGCUGAACGUCAACAGCUGGAACAGCGUGGAGCUGCGAGAUAACCGGUACAACCACAUCGUGCACAUGGUCUCCGCUGCCAACGGGGCUGAAGACUUCUACUCCACUGAGGACCACGCGUGCCGGUCGGAGGGCGUGGAGCUGGCGCGCGAGCUGGACUACAACGCGGCCGCCGCGUGGAUCGGCCACCCCUACUUCGACGUCAUCGACAACUCCACAGACUUCGACAAAAAGAUGAACCGACUCAUCGCCUGCGUCUGCCAAAAGAUCGGCAUCGAGACCGGGGACCGGCUCAACGUCAACUCCAAGAAACGCAAGUUCCUCGUCAAGGGGCCCCUCCCGCCGGACUCCGCGUUCCCCGCCUUCCAAGACUUCGACGUCGUGCACAACUACUUGCAGAGCGAUCUCCGUAAAGCCCAAGUCAGGCUCCGCAAGCGUGGACAGAAAGGCCACUGGUCGUACAUUCACACGCUUCGGAAGUUCCAUCCCAGUAACGGGCAGUCCGUGGAGGUGCGGACGCAGCUCUCGCACAGGGAUUACCUGAACAUGUUGCCGCAGCGCGACGACGCACACUUCACCAUCUUCAAGAAACGCCGGUGCUUCAUCUUCAACAAUCAGUACUACCAGCUGGACAUCUACAGGCAGCCCACUCAUCCGAGGUGCCGCGGCCUAGUCCUGCUGGAGACGUACAGCGCGGCGUACGACCAGGACUCGCUGCUGGCCACGCUGCCCAAGUUCCUCGCCAUCGAGCGCGAGGUCACCGGCGACCCCGCCUUCUCCAUGUACAAUCUCUCGCUGAAGGAAGACUGGAAGACCUCGAAAAGGUACUAUGCGGGCCAAAAAGAUGCGGGCACUGAGUGCCAUGGACAGGCUAAGUGGUCGUUGAAUGGUCACGCUGACCAACACAAUGGGCAUGCGUGUAAAGUCAAUGGGCAUGGUGAAAAGUUGAAUGGACAUGCGAAAGUCAACGGGUGUGGCGAUAAUGUGAACGGCCACCACGAGAACGGCGUCCACGGCCUCGCCAACGGCCGCCAUGACGCCCACUCCAUGGAUCUCCCGUCACCAAAGAUUCCUAAAAAGGUCGCUGUUAAGAUUUAAAUCGCCUUUAUGUACCUCUCUAUGUACUAGGUCAUUUUAGAACUAUAAUUUGACUUUUUUCCACUACUCAAUGCUAAACUGUUCUAAGGCGGAAACUUAAAAUAUUUGAAGAAACAGUACUAUUGAAACCCAUGAUGUAUAUCAUGUAUAAAACGUGUACUUAUUCGUUAUGAAUUUAUAAUUGUAUAAAUUGCCAAAUAAAACUAUUUUUAUAGAAAAUAUGUAUCAAAUGAAAUACCCAAUGCACUUAAAGUGACUCAGGAUACUUAAGACAUAGUUUAACUGUUUCAUAUUGUUUGUGCCUUUACAACAAGUUGUAUAAUUGAAUAUAUUUCGUGUUUAUAUCAUCUAUCUAUGACAUGCAAAUGAAGUUUUAGUACUUAAUUAUUGCAAUAAUAUUAUGGUCUUAUUAUAGGGUAUUUGACUAUUACUAGUAAAUUUAUAUGAAACACUAGCAUGUGACGUCACGAUCAAAUUACAUACUCUUUAUAGUUUUUAUGGGGUUUAAAAUAGAAAUUGUGUCUAAAAAUAACUGCUGAAAAAUAAUUUAUUUUAAAUACAGUCAAAUACCCUAUUGUUCAAUCCGGAGAUCGCAGGUUCAAACCCCGGCUAGUACCAAUGAGUUUUUCGGAACUUAUGUACGAAAUAUCAUUUGAUGUUUACCAGUUGCUUUUUGGUGAAGGAAAACAUCGUGAGGAAACCGGACUAAUCCCAAUAAGGCCUAGUUUCCCCUCUGGGUUGGAAGGUCAGAUGGCAGUCGCUUUCGUAAAAACUAGCACUGCCUACGUCAAUUCCUGGGAUUAGUUGUCAAGCGGACCCCAGGCUCCCAUGAGGUGGUAAAAUGCCGGGAUAACGCGUGGAAGAAGAGUAUUGUUGCGGUUUAGAUUAUUGUGAAGUAUUUUAGGUUUUAUUUUACCUGAUACAAUAUAGCAUUUGUUUUAUGUUUUAAGACUUAUCAAAAAGGCAAACUCGAAUAAAAUGAAAUUUUAUGAUAUCAGAACACAUUGAACUUGAUUUGUAGAUUGACUAGUAAAUUUAUAUGUCUUGGUGUUGUAACGUGACUAGAAUGUUUAAAAUCGUUUUAGGGGUCCAACGUGAACUUCAAUCAGAAAAGGUACAAAUACACCCCUAAUAAUUAUAGUGGCCUUUUACCAAUGUAAUUCAUAUGCUAGAUAAUUUAUUUUUAUGACAGACAGAGUUACUAUUGUGUGGCAUAGUAAGUAAUCGGUGUAGAAAUUGAUGUCGUCUAAAGAUAUUUUUGUUGUGUCAGAAUCAAAUGAAGAUCAUUUUAUAGUAACUUAAAGUAUUGAAGCCGUCAGUAGUGUAAUUUAUAAUUAAUUAAGAUGUGAGUAUUAUACUCUAAUGGAUUCUGCUCAGCCCGGUACUUGGCUACGGUCCAGGCUAUCUAGAUGGCUGUGCUAUGUAAUUUUACGAUUGAUAAAUAUACCACCAUUGUUGGCUGUAAUAUCUAACGCCAAGUAAAUAUAUCUUGUAAGCUUUUUAGACGUAAAAAUCUCUAAAUUGCAUGUCUAUCUGCAUUUUAUUUUCUUGAUUAAAGAAAAAUGCGACCUUGA